Molecule: messenger RNA, 1946 nt
Organism: Branchiostoma floridae (Florida lancelet)
Lineage: Eukaryota; Metazoa; Chordata; Leptocardii; Amphioxiformes; Branchiostomatidae
Product: carbonic anhydrase 2-like
Exons: 9
Coding region: 146-1111 (321 amino acids)
Cellular component (GO): plasma membrane
Molecular function (GO): carbonate dehydratase activity; zinc ion binding
Source: RefSeq, a predicted model, not a curated record
AGUUAGAACACGUCGGGAGCGUUUCCGUCACGGAAAGGUGCGCCGUAGGUGUAGUUGAAGGUCGGUCUGUCGGUUUGAGCAAGAGCAGACUUAACUCCACAGUUUCUCGUGUCCCGUGACACCGUGUAAGUACACAGUUUGUAAAAUGGGCGACUCCACUUGGUUCUGGCUGGCGGGGGUGCUGCUUCUACAAGCGGCCCAGUCCAUUGAAGGCGCCGGAGGGGCUGUUUGGACUUACAGUGGCAACACAGGCCCCACCCACUGGGCGAAUGCUAACAACAGUUGCGGCGGGAAUUCUCAGUCACCAAUCAACAUCCAGUAUUCCCCAGCGAAGAGGCAGUCCUACGCAGACUUCGCGUUCCAGGGGUACAGCACUGCGCCGUCCGACGCAACCAUGGAACUCUACAAUACUGGACAUGCCAUUAACGUGAACCUGGGAUCUGCCAGCAAAGGUUUUUCUGUGUCAGGAGGCGGGUUAACGGGAACGUACCACACCGCGCAGUUCCACUUCCACUGGGGGAGCGUGGCGGACCUGGAGGCCGGCGGGUCCGAACACACCCUGGAGGGCAAGGCUUAUCCUGGCGAGGUUCACUUCGUGCACUACAGUGGGACUCAUGCCGAUCUUGGCGCGGCAGUGGCGUCAGGAUCUUCCACAGCGCUGGCGGUACUCGGGUUCUUCCUGGAGCUUGACGACAACGACAACCCCGGUCUGAACCCCAUCGUCAACAACAUCGGAGGUGCUGCUUACGCUGGUAACCGUUCAGCCUUCUCCCAGACCUUCACGUUCGACAGUUUCCUGCCGGCCGACAGGAGCAGGUUUUACCGCUACAGCGGCAGCCUGACCACCCCCGGCUGUAACGAGAUUGUGGCAUGGACCGUCUUCGAGGACACCAUCAAGAUAUCCAGGAACCAGUUGAACACUCUCCUGCGUGCCACCUACUUCGAAGCCGAGGCGGGCCAUGAACCGGAGGCGAUGGCUAACAACUUCCGUCCCGUCCUGGUCUUGAACUCACGAGAAGUGCAUCGCUCGUUCGAGAGGAGCGGCACCUGGCGCAUCUUGCCAGCAUGGCAGGUCAUCGGUCUUGGUGUCCUCAUUUUGGCAGGCUUCUAGUGGGUUCCAUGAAUUGUAUUAUCAGUUAUGGACACCCUGAAUUGGAUGCUAUUAACUUGAUGUAUUACGACAAUGAACACCAAAAGAAGCAUUAGCAUACCUUUGCUAAUUUUUAAUUUGGCGUACCAAAUACAACUAUCUAAAACCAUUUGCCACAGAUCAACAUAGACCAAAAUCUCAGAAAACAAUUACAAAACAAUGUAACACAUAAUAAACUAGUCCACAAACGUCAAUCCAGAACAGUACUCAUUCGGCAAUAUCUUGAUGUUUAUGACAUCAUCACUACAUGGCUCUGAUAAACAUGCAUAUUCACAAAGAUUAACAACUUCAGUAUGAUUUUGCAAGAAAUGAAACUAAACAAGACAUCCAAAAACUGACUUCUGAUAUUCAAAGUGUCCAGGAAAAGACUGGAUGGAUUCUGAUGUUAACGAUUUGUUUUAGAUCUGUUCUGUUUUAUAAGGGCUCAGGGUUUCGGUGCAAUAUAAUCAAGACUAUACAAUCCUAGUUGCAUAUAUUUUAUGGUAAGCACAAGCAAUCAAAAGACAAAUCAAAAUCCAUUCAUAAUAUCACCACAACGAAAUGUGUGUUACAAAGAACCGUUUCAAUACCUUUUGCCAAAUUAUAGAACUUGAUCACAUUAUAAUCUGCAUAUGUGUCUACUAUCAUGAAAUGGAAUAAUGAUAUCCUAUUCACGUAUAUUGAAGAUAUUGGGAUGAAAAAGAGUAACGUUUUUAGUAUAUAAUUUUCGCCACGAAUUGCGUGUUAUUGUCAACAAGGCAGACUGGCAAUUUUCUACCGUAACAACUGUUUUGAGAUUACCUUAUUCAAGGAGGUU